AUGAUAAAGAAAGAUGUUUACCGUACCUAUCCCGAUAAUAUCCGUUUCUCAAACAACAGCAGUAGUAAUGAUCAACAAGAUGAUACAGCAAAAAUAUCGUUAUGCCCAUCACUGUACCGUGUUUUAGCAGCUUUCAGUCAGUAUGCACCGGAUAUAGGUUAUUGUCAAUCUCUCAAUUUUUUAGUGGGAUUUUUGCUUCUGGUUUUCGACAAUGAAGAGGAAAAAGUAUUUUGGAUGUUGGUUACCAUUGUUCAAGACUACUUUCCCGCAAAGAUGUUUGAUAAGACCAUGGAAGGAGGGAACUUGGAGCAGAUGACAUUCAUGCUGUUAGUCUACGAGAAAAUGCCGGGAGUUUGGUCGAAGAUGUCCAAUAAAAAGUGUUUCUGGCAGUGUGAGGAGAAAGACGAAUUGCCUGCCAUCACUUUGGUGACUAAUCACUGGUUUUUGACCAUGUUCAUUAAUAUCUUACCUGUGGAAACAGUACUGCGAAUUUGGGAUUGUUUUUUUGUUGGUGAAGGCUUUACAAUACUCUAUCAAGUCGCAUUAACAAUAAUGAGACUUAACGAGCAACAAAUUCUGGCAAUAAACGAACCUACAGACAUAUUCCGAAUUUUGCAAAAUACACCCAAGCGAAUGAUCGACUGUGAUGAAUUUAUAAAGGUACUUUAUAAGCUGAAACGUGAAUUUUGA
Messenger RNA from Mycotypha africana, 690 nucleotides. Its product is annotated as rab-GTPase-TBC domain-containing protein. Bases 1 to 690 code for a protein of 229 amino acids. The transcript is spliced from 2 exons. NCBI's taxonomy places the organism in Eukaryota, Fungi, Mucoromycota, Mucoromycetes, Mucorales, Mycotyphaceae. The record is from RefSeq and is a predicted model, not a curated record.